CACGUGUUCUCGCGUGAUUGGUCGCGUGUUUUUUUUGUGCCGUCGAUUGAUUUUCGCCUUCCUUUUCUCUCGUCGGCGAAAGCUUUGGCUCAAGCUUUGUCCAGCUAUUUCAUCUCCUCUUCUUUCAAAUCGUGUCUUGUAUUUCACUCUCUUCCACUCCGAUCUGUUGUAUCGUUGAAUUGAAAAAGUUUCCACCAACAACCGAUAUAAACGAGGCACUUGUGGAUGCCCCUAACAUGGAGAGAAUCCAGAUGAAUUUAAAGAGAUUGUCUCUUACUGACAUUGUGAUUGAUAUCAACAGAGUGCCCAAGAAGAAGAAUUUGAUUGAGGCAACGGACAAGGCUGUAUCUAAGCCAUUGGCUAGAAACCUCAAAGUCUGCGGGAACAAAGGAGUUUUUUCUUCUCAUGGUGAUCUUGCAGAGGACUUAUCUCAUAUCAGUGAUGUUGAGGUCUUGGUUCUCAAGCAGAGGAUAUAUGGGCAAAGGAAAACUGUCAGGGAAAUAGUUGGAGAGGAGCAGAUGAGUCUGAGAAUGGUGGCACAACAAGAGGCUUUCACAUUGGUGGAUAUUUUUGAUAAGAUUCUCCAUUCAACCUUCAUUUAUGUUCUAGAUCUUGUUACAACUGGCUUCUCUGCUUUCAGUCUCCAUGAACUCUUUUCCUUGUCGGUGUCGAGAACAAUCAGGUCCAAUCCUGAGGUGAAGUAGAGGGGGGCUUUAGACAUCAAUAAUAAAAACAAUUUAAGGGG
Arabidopsis arenosa is the source of this 745-nucleotide messenger RNA. The record is from the annotation of a GenBank genome assembly. NCBI's taxonomy places the organism in Eukaryota, Viridiplantae, Streptophyta, Magnoliopsida, Brassicales, Brassicaceae.